Beta vulgaris subsp. vulgaris (sugar beet) is the source of this 1855-nucleotide messenger RNA. RefSeq names its product UPF0496 protein At4g34320. The coding region runs from base 568 to 1683 and encodes 371 amino acids. Lineage: Eukaryota; Viridiplantae; Streptophyta; Magnoliopsida; Caryophyllales; Amaranthaceae. The transcript has 2 exons. The record is from RefSeq and is a predicted model, not a curated record.
AAAUAUAUAAAAAGAAAUGAACAUUGCUUCCCGCGUUUUCUAUCUCUCUCUUAGUAGCCACACUUCCUUACCUUUGAUCUCUUAUUCCUCAUGCGUGCAAGCCAUUCUUCUCUAAUUUUCCUACACUUUCAAUUUUUUCUCUCUCCUAAAUUUCUUGGUUUUUAACGGUUUUAAUUUUCUGCAAGAUUCUUCAAACUUUUUUGUCCUCAAUUUUUUCUCUCAUAUUAUCUCCACAUUUCUGUCGUUUUGCUUUCUCUGAAACCAAACUAACCAAUUUCAAAACUCCCCUGAAAAAAAAUCUCAACAAGUUUUAGUCUUUAUUUGUUUUUUUGUGUGCAGUUUAUAAGAAAAAAAGAUCUCAUCUUUUCUGAGAUUCCUAGGAAUUUGUCAUCUGGGAUUUGUUUAUUUGUUCUUAAUCUAAACUGGGUUUGAAUCUGAUUCUUAAAAUUCUGAUUCUUUUCUGAGAAAUUAUUUAUUUUUCCAACACUACAUUUCUGGGUUCUGCUCUUUUUCAGUAAAGAUUAAUUUCAUGGUUUGAUUUUCUAUUUGGACUGAAAAUCUACAGCUAUGGGAGGACAUAUGAGCAAGAAAACAGUUGAUCAAAGUUCAGCAGAAAUGCACAAUUUACAGUACACAACUGAGCUAACAUCUUAUGAAGCAGCUUGUAAAACUGAUUUAGAUUUGCAAUCUUUUGAUACAAAUCUCCAUGCUAGAACCAAUCAUGUGAUCAACUCCUUAGCAACCGGUGUCGAAGUCCGGUCUCUUUCGUUUACUUCUAUGAAGGAAGUCACUGAAUGCUUGUUAGAGAUGAAUCAGGAAGUUGUGAAAGUUAUCUUAGAGUGUAAGCAAGAUAUAUGGAAAACCCCAGAAUUAUUUGAGCUUGUUGAAGAAUACUUUGAGAACAGUUUACAAACCCUUGAUUUCUGUGCUGCAUUGGAGAAAUGUCUUAAAAGGGUUAGAGAUAGUCAGUUGCUUAUAAUGGUUGCUUUACAACAAUUUGAGGAUGAAGAUGGUGCAGAGAAAACAAGGUAUCAGAAAACUUUGGAAGAAUUGAAGCAUUUUAAAGCAGUUGGUGAUCCUUUUACUGAGGAGUUUUUUCAGAUAUUUCAGUCUGUUUAUAAACAGCAACUUUCAAUGCUUGAGAAGUUGCAACUUAAGAAGAAUAAGUUAGAUAAGAAGUUAAAAUAUGUUCAUGCUUGGAGGAAAGUGUCUAGCAUCAUAUUUGUCGCCACGUUUGCUGCAGUUCUGAUCUGCUCGGUUGUGGCAGCCGCCAUGGCAGCACCACCAGUGGCAGCUGCUGUCGCGGCUGCAACUUCUAUCCCUGUGGGAUCCAUGGGGAGAUGGAUUGAUUCCCUUUGGAAAAACUAUGAAACUGCAUUAAAGGGGCAAAAGGAGGUGAUUAGCAGUAUGCAGGUUGGGACAUAUAUUGCUAUCAAGGACUUAGAUAACAUCAGGGUGUUGAUAGACAAACUACAAAUCGAGCUCGAAUCUUUGUUGAGAACUGCUGAUUUCGCCAUUUCUGAAGAUGCUGUGAAGCUUGGGAUUGAAGAGAUUAAGAAGAAAAUGGUUGUUUUUACAAAGAAUGUUGAAGAUUUGGGUGUACAAGCUGAUAUGUGCAGUAGAGAUAUCAGAAGAGCAAGAACAGUUGUCCUGCAGAGGAUCAUCAAGCAUCCAAACAACUGAAAGAAAGAAACUGACUUCAAAAUUUCAUCCAUUGCUAUGUUGUUAUAUGUUGACACUUUGAAAUUAAGAUACAUUAUUUGUAAUUGAAUAUUUUUUCCCAUUUGUUGUUCCGAAUCCUCGGAUUUGGAUUCCUUUCCUGGACAUAAUAUUCACCAAAAAAAUACAUACUUCA